UGUUAUUUGAGGAUUGAUUUCAUUCGAAUGUAAUCGUCAAGAUAAAGUUGUCAUUCUUCAAUCGAAACUUUUACAAGAUUACCGAGGAACAUUGAAAGCAGCCUGUCUGCGUAUUUAUCCUAGUUUGGAUAAGCACCGGUUUUUCCUGUUCACACCGCAGCGGAGCCGGAUCAACCUCCUGAACAACAACAAGCCCACGUUUUGUCCAGUUUGUACAUAACGAUGGAAAACCCCAAACUUAACAAGCAGCAGUGGUCCACUGAAGAGACCAGCUACCUACUGGGAAUCUGGUCUUCCCAAGAGGUACAGAGGAAGCUGGAGGGGAGCACGCGGUCCAAAGCAAUGUUUCAGCAUUUGCAGCGAGAGAUGGCAACCGCUGGUUAUGACCGUACCGUGGAACAGAUUUGCAACAAACUGAAAAAAGUUAAGAAGGAUUAUUGGGACCAAAAGCGAGACCUCGGACGGACUAGUGGCAGCGGUCGUCCGAAAACAAGUCCACAUUAUAACUUGCUAGACUCUGUCCUCGGAGACAGACCGACGAAUGGUUUUGGAUCCACAGUUAACUCGCUCUCUCUCGAGUCGAUUGUGUUGGACGAGACGAAGAAUGCGCGGAGCUCAUCUGAUGCUGUCAAAUCCCACACUACAGAGAGCGGCUGGUCCUCUGCCUUUAAAAGAAGAGUCAGAUCAGUUGCUCAAAAACGGAAGGCGGACAGUGACUCUACAAAAGAGUUUCUCAGUGCUAUGACAGAGUGCCACAGGCAGUGGCUGGAGAUGGAGCAGGAGCAGAGGAGGGAGGAGUGGGAGAGGGAAGCUCAGCUGAGGCGUGAGGAGAUGCAGCAGGAGCUGGCGCUACGUCGAGAGGAAGCAGAAAGAGAGGAGACACUGAGGCGCGAGGAGAUGGAGGCUCGAAGUAAAGACAGUGAGCUGCUGACCUCUUGCCUGAUGCAAAUUGCAAAGAUUAUUUCAAAGGACCCUGCUGCUUUGUAAUGUCAUAUGCCUUUUCUUGUGAAUUAUUGAUUGUUGUUGCCAGGAUAGCAAUGGACCAAUGGUAUUUGACUUAUUAUUAAAAGCUUGUAUUUGUAUUAAAUGAGUCAAUGUACAACCCAACAGCCUAGAACUAUUUUUGUUUAGAGUUUUACCACUGAGAAGUGUGCACGUCAUAUAGCUCAUUGUAUCGUUUUUUGGAUGUGUUGGCAAAAUAUUUCAGUGGAAUUCCAAUGAGUAUAGGUACGUAAGUGAAAUGCAUUUUUUUGUAAGAUUUUAGUUUAUUUUUCUAAACCGUUCCGUAACUUGGAAAAAAGACACCGCAGCAUACUGUAAGAAAAGGCACUCAGCUAAAUAUAUGUAUGAAGAUAUUUAUUUGUGGUUUAUACAAUCUCUCUCUGGCACAGGUAUACAAAGUUAACAGUCAAUAACAAGUUGUCUUUAAUUGAUGAAAUAAAGACAUAUCCAACAA
Messenger RNA from Gymnodraco acuticeps, 1456 nucleotides. RefSeq lists its product as uncharacterized. The transcript is spliced from 3 exons. NCBI's taxonomy places the organism in Eukaryota, Metazoa, Chordata, Actinopteri, Perciformes, Bathydraconidae. The coding region runs from base 223 to 987 and encodes 254 amino acids. The record is from RefSeq and is a predicted model, not a curated record.